GCGGCAGAACCCAUCGAGUUCGUCCUGUUCGACUGCGCCUUCGCCCUAAUAUUAAUCUGAGAACGCGGGAGUACGAGGCGUACAGGCGUCGGCGGCGGCACCAGCGGCGGCGCGGAUGACGGCGGCAGCCCCGGUCGUGAGGCUGCGGUACUUCCCGUACUCGACGGUGGGCAGGCGGGCGUCGGAGAAGCUGGUGUGCGCGAUCUGCCUGGACGUGUUCCAGCAUGGGGAUAUGUGCGGCGAGGUGCCGGCGUGCCGCCACUUCUUCCACACGGCGUGCGUCGACCUGUGGAAGAAGAGCAGUGUCACCUGCCCGCUGUGCAGAGGCUACAUGGCGACACAACAAUCAUCGGAGCGAGUGUCGGCCGCCGAUGACAUGGUUUAGCCGUGACGAUCGAGCCCUAGACAAGCUAGCUAGGUGGUUUUCUGAGUUACG
Messenger RNA from Lolium perenne, 436 nucleotides. The record is from RefSeq and is a predicted model, not a curated record. NCBI's taxonomy places the organism in Eukaryota, Viridiplantae, Streptophyta, Magnoliopsida, Poales, Poaceae.